Xenopus laevis (African clawed frog) is the source of this 4088-nucleotide messenger RNA. It is a transcript of the gene susd6.S, whose product is annotated as sushi domain containing 6 S homeolog. The record is from RefSeq and is a predicted model, not a curated record. NCBI's taxonomy places the organism in Eukaryota, Metazoa, Chordata, Amphibia, Anura, Pipidae. The coding region runs from base 101 to 1081 and encodes 326 amino acids. The transcript is spliced from 6 exons. Gene Ontology annotation, biological process: DNA damage response.
GCAGUGUUUGGAUGAGGACCUUCUACUUUAGUAUCUCCUCUCCCAGCGUGUGUAUAAUCCACAAUAUUAUACACGGCGACUAUUGACUUCGUUCCAUUAUAUGAGGCUGUUUGCAAAAGCUGCUGCUGCUGUUUGGAGGCACCACUUGUGCUUUAUCCUUUCUGCUUCUCCUGCAUUGUGCUCCAUGCUCCGUGGCCUUAUGGAACCAGAGAGCCCACCUUGGGUUGCUGUUUCGUCAUUUGGAAGGCUCUACAUGUUCCUCCUCCUCUUUCAUUUCUUUGUGCCGUUUGCACUAACUUCAGCGUGUCCUCCACCCCCAGAACCUGAGAAUGGGGGGUUCUUGUGUCAUCCUCCGCACUGUGAACAGCCUCUAAUAUCUGGUAGUGUGAUUGAGUACUUCUGCGCAGAAGGCUACAUGCUAAAAGGGGACUACAAAUUCUUAACCUGCAAGAAUGGCGUUUGGAGCCCACCAAUGGGGAUCAGCUGCAGACUUAAUCAAGAUACAAACACUCAUUCCACCCUCAGUGUACCAACACUCUCCAUAGUUGCCUCUACUGCCAGUUCUGUGGCCUUGAUCUUGUUACUUGUUGUUCUGUUUGUGCUGCUACAGCCCAAGCUCAAGUCUUUCCAUCACAGUAGACGUGAAGCAUGUGUGCCUGGAGAACAGGUCUCCAUUAUGGUUGAUGGUGUACAGGUUGCACUUCCUUCCUAUGAAGAAGCAGUGUACGGCAGUGCAGGUAACUGCAUUCCAUCUGCCAGUUCUCGUGUACAGAUUGUGCUGUCAGAGGGGCCAAGUGAAGAGCAGGAGAUUCAACAAGCGACUUGCAGCUCCAGCACUACAAGCCACAAUUUGAUGAGCUCAGGCACUACAGUUCAUGGCCAUGGGCAGCCCAGUCAGAGCUCACAGCACUCAGAAACUGUGCUAGUCCACCAGGCUUCUCCUUCUCAGUGGGUUCUUGGAGCAGAAAGUCAGACUCUAUCAAGGGAAGGUGCAGACUCCGAGAACAGUGAUGUGCAGAGCCUGCUGUCCCUGUCUUCUGAAGAAUACACUGAUGAUAUUCCUCUUCUUAAAGAAGCCUGAACACCUAGGACUCCUUGCUACACCCUGCAGGAUUUCCUCAUGUUCCUGUUCUGCACUCCUAUAUCAGCAGCUGUUCCUGACUGUGUCUUCUCUCCAGCCUUCAUUAAAGACAGACAAUCUGAGCUCCAAGGAAAGUGCACCAUGGAGCCCAACAGUUUGAGUGCUGCUUGCAGAGGUGUAAAACCCGAUUUUGUGUGCGUCAUUGUAGACUAUAUAAAGAUUUAAAUGUCAAAACUCCUAAGGCAGGCCAAAUUCCAAUGUUGCCUGGCACUUAUCCCUUAUAAAUUGUUGCUUUUGGCUGGCCCAACACAUCCAUAGUUCAACUCCUAUAUAGACAUCAUUCUCUUUGAUCAUACAGGUUCUCCCUGUGAGCAACAUUAUCACUUGAUAUCUAGCAGUAGUCCUCUGGUCGGGUUAGUUGCUUCCUCCAUUCCCUUUUUCCCAUUCAAACCAACUAUUUCUUCCAUUACAAUCUGAGAAUGAGGGCAUCAUCAUUGUCCUUAGCAUUCAUAUCUUCACAGCUCUUAAAUGUUUUUUUCUGAUGGCAUGUCUGCAUUCUGAGCUUGCUGAAGUUAUACACCAUCUGUUUUAUUUCUUGGUUAAUAAGGCAACAUCAUUUACAUUGCAGCCAAGGGGUAUGUUGUAUUGCUAGGUCAAUCUUCAUUUACAAAGCCUUUUGUCCUUUCUUAUAAAUCGGAACAAAGGAUCAGAGAUACACUGCAGAACUAGCGUCAUACUCCGAAUUCUUUAGUUUCCCACAAAUCUUGCUGCAAAUUGACUCUGUGAAAUGCAGGGGUAGUGCAUGGAUUUAUAUAUUCUUGGGGAAACUGUAAACACAUCCAAUCUGCUGAUGCUGCUAAUAGAAACUUGAAAAUCUCAUGGAAGGAAGAGGAAAUCUCUUUCCUGUGCUAGGUGUGAAGUGGAAUGCAAAUGCUUAUGUAUGCUUUUAUGAGACUGAAUAUUUAUAAAUCUAUAUAUGUAUAGGAACCUGUAGAAAGAUGUGGUCUGCAUUUCCAGCCCUCCUCCUUGUUCCUGUGUGUUAAUUAAGGCAGGAAAGAGACUGUAAUCUAAACAAUUACUGAUCCUAAAUUACAUCAUCUGAAAGGCGGAGAAAUGCAGGGCUCGUUCUCAUUUGUAACGCAGGUCUACAGGUGUUGGAGAUGUAGGAACGCCAGACAAAAAGGAGUUGGACAGUGUUGAACAAUUAUGAGGACAGAGUUAUGACCUGACAAGUAUAGAAUUAGUGACAAUACAUCAAGAGAGGUGCAGGGUCUGCCAGAAGAAAUUCAGAGGAGAAGUGCAGGGUCGGACAGGAGAGAAAACAGACAUACAAUUCAUUGGACAUGGUACAAGGCCCUCCGAACAGGUAUUGAGGAGAAGAGCAUAUCUGCUGGAGAGGAGAGGCACCUGAUAUUGAUACUUUGCAGGAAAAUAGCAGUGCCCUACAGGAGAGGACUUUGUGUAUAGGGGAGAGUUGCUUUGCCUGGCAGGAGUGAGCCAGGGAAAGGAACAGAGCCUACCAAGAUAGGAAGCAGUAAGAGGAGCAAGACUCACCAGUAGGAGUUCAAACCAAGAAGAGAUCCCUCUUGGGAGGGACCUGGGUAAGUAGCAGGGACUUUGAUGGAAUGGGGUAAGAAAAUGGAAAAAGUGCACAGUAUGUCCCCUGAGCAGGAGUAUAUGGCAGUGAGAAAGAACACCAAGGAUGGGCUGGAAAUGCUAGAACUACCAAAUUAAAAGGGAGUGUGAGACAUGAAAAGGGAGAAGUAAUGGAUAAAAUAGGAUUUUUAUGCCACUGUGUGUAUAUAAGAAAUUAUUUUCUAUGACAGUAGAGGAUGUUACUGUGUGAGCCAAAAAAAAAAUCGGAUACAGAAACAAACUUGUGUUAGAGAAUCACAGAGAUGUUAUACUGAUGGCGUUUGGGCUAUACAGGCUCAUUCUCAAACUAAGGAAGCUUCUUAUGUACUCCAUUACAGUCAGCCGUUAAAUAUAUAAUUUCUGCCAUUUCUCUAAUGUUUGUGUCUGUUCUGUGUCCCUUAAACAAAGGUGAAGCAACUACAAUCCCAUUAUCAAGCCACAUAUGUGUGUGUGUUAGUCAUAUUUGUGUAUGUAUGACUGUGCACUGACUGUUCUACAUAAGCAACAGCUAAAACUUUAUAAGGCUAAUUUAUGAAGUACAAUGCACUAAAAUGCAUCUAAUGCAUGCUUAAAAUCUUAAGAAAGGUAGUUGCACCCAUCCAUGUGCCUAAUGCCUUGUGCUGUGAGUCAGUUCACCCUGCUGAGAUGAACUGCACUCAAGGUUCAACGUACAAGGGAGCCCUGGAAUUAAUACCCACCUUGAGGAGAUAGUACUUACUUUCAUGGUUCCCCUAGCAUUGCAGUGGAUUCAUGUAAGAACAUGCGAUGUGCAUUGGAGUGCCGGAAUGGACGACAUUUACAUACACAGUUUACCAAAGCAAAUUUUCAUUUAUCUGUAAACCACAGGCAAGUUUUGGAGCCGGCAGGUUAAACAAUGGAGAUUUGUCUCUGCUUGCAUUUAUAAACGAGCCUUAACGUAUAACGGGUGCAGGUUACCAUUUAUCAGAUUCACUUUCCUUCAUCUGUCAAAAGGCCCCCGACUCUGAUGUGCAAUAUUUUCAUUAGCAUUAUAUGAGGCUGUCUGUCUGAACUGCGUCGCUGCUCACCAAUUUUUACUUGUAAAUAUGUCAAACAGAGGCUUUUUGCUUUCUUUUUUUUUUUUCUUUGAAUUUAAAUCCCUUACCCAGCGAUAUCCGGCUUAUUGUACGAGCUGUACACACGUUUGUGAUAUCCCAGGACAUAUACAGCCUUGUGUAACCUGCCUGGAACAUUGAGCAUUGCAGGCGGCACAUAUACAAUGUCUGAGUAAAUCACACCCUGGCAUUGCUGUGGGGCUGAUCGUAGUGUUUUAAUAUUUGUACAAAGUAAUUUAAUUGUAAUUGUUCUAUGUAUAUAACUGCAUUUCUAAAUAAGAAUAAUUAAAUCUUUUUUU